Molecule: messenger RNA, 789 nt
Organism: Eutrema salsugineum
Lineage: Eukaryota; Viridiplantae; Streptophyta; Magnoliopsida; Brassicales; Brassicaceae
Product: thioredoxin Y1, chloroplastic
Exons: 4
Coding region: 42-563 (173 amino acids)
Cellular component (GO): cytoplasm
Molecular function (GO): oxidoreductase activity, acting on a sulfur group of donors, disulfide as acceptor; protein-disulfide reductase activity
Source: RefSeq, a predicted model, not a curated record
CCCUUGGUCAUAAUCAAAAAGAUCGUUUUUCUGAUUCUUCAAUGGCGACCAUUUCUCUUAGGUCGUCUACGAUUCCCUCGCUGAGUUCGAAAGAAUCGUCUAAUGUUUCUUCUGCUUUCGCUUCGCGUUCUAUCUCGCCCGUAAAAUUUCAGUUUCCACUUCGUCCGGUUCGAACCGGAGACUUGAAGUAUUUCUCAUUAUCUUCAACGACUCGAUCCACUCCUCGCCCUAUUGAAGCGAAGAAGCAGACAUACAACUCGUUCGAUGAUCUGCUUGUGAACUCUGAUAAGCCAGUUCUGGUUGACUUUUAUGCGACAUGGUGCGGCCCUUGCCAGUUCAUGGUUCCAAUACUCAGUGAAGUUAGUGCAACCAUGAAAGACAAGAUUCAGGUGGUGAAGAUCGAUACCGAGAAGUACCCGAGUAUUGCUAAUAAAUACAAGAUAGAGGCACUCCCUACAUUUAUUCUUUUCAAAGAUGGGGAGCCUUGUGAUCGCUUUGAGGGUGCUUUGGCAGCAAAACAACUCAUCCAACGAAUUGAGGAUUCUCUGAAAGUGAAGCCUUAGUUAUGGAUCAUGUUUUCUUUUUAUUAUUGGUAUGUUUUUCUACUACCCUUGACCUGGUAAGGGCUUAGGGUUAGCCACGUUUUUCCAGUGAUUUGUCAUUGAUUAACAAGAGAAUAGUGUGUCUGGAUUUGAGAUGAAAAGAAGAUUAUGUUUGCCAGAUUUUCAAAAUUUGGUUGUGAGUGAAAGAUCUUUUAUUCUCAAGUAAUAAAAGAGAAGCUAUUUCUCA